ACCCCAAAGACAGGUUGGCGUACCAAAUUAUCCGAUGCUGUGCCGCUCCAGUGCGGGGAGCUGCUCGCCUGCUCAAUGCCAUGGCGGUCUCCGCCCAAACCCGAACCCUAUCCCCUCUUUAUCUUUAGCAAGCUUUCAUCUCGCUUCCUCAUCAUCCCUCCACCUCCACCUCAUCUCACCCCUUCAAGUUUCCCCGUCGCCGGCGCCCUCUUCUUCACAACCACAAGAAUUCGCCGGCUUGAUCGAUGAAUUCGAACAAACUCGCCUAUCCCGGCGGCAGAAUGCCCGGUCUACCGCGCUCCUCUGCCUCAACGAACAGCAAGAAAAGAUAUAUGUACCCUCUUUGCAUGACGAAGCAGACGGGGAAAACCUCCAACGACGGAAGAUCAUCGAAGAGGCCUCCCUCGCCACUAAGAGAAAGCCUAGGUUUCCUGGUUCAAUCAGUUUUCCUAAGGAAGAUGCGGUCGCGGUUCUUACCAGCGAUGACCAGGCCUUCAAACAAGCGCUCGAGAUCCGACGAGGGGUUGCCGCUGAGGUUUUAAAGGUGGCACUCAGUGCCGGAAGGCUCAGUAAACCUUACUCGGCUAAAAUAGUCUCCUGCUUGCCAAAUUUUGUCGAUCGAGUUGUGAUUGAGGCGGCUGAAAUGAAGGUGGUGCCAGAGUUCUCUCACCUCUCAUUCAACGCUCGAGCGAAGAGAUACAUACAGGGAUCCGGCGUGGUUGAACUUGUCAAGUGGUUGAAACAUAAUUCGUUAACGUACCCCCAGAUUGGUAAGUUGAUAUGUUUGUGUUCUAGUAAUCUUGAGCCAGUGAGGAGACUAGCUGAGUGGUUAAAGACGAUACAUGUGAAGGGAAAGUAUCUUGGGUAUGUACUUGUGAAAGCAAGUUCUAUUUUGGAGUAUAAGUUGGAAAUGCUGGUGGAAAUUGUUGAUUAUCUAGCAGAGAAGGGGGUGAAGAGAGAAUGGAUGGGUUUUGUUUUAAGCAGAUGUCCAAGAGUGCUAACUUUAAGCAUGUCUGAAAUAGAGUUUCGUGUAAAGUUCUAUAUGCACAUGGGCAUGGAUGAGAAGGACUUUGGUACAAUGGUCUAUGAUUAUCCCAAGGCGCUUGGUUUCUUCAGCUUGGAAGAGAUGCAUAGUAAGGUCAAUUAUCUCAAGGAGUUCGGCUUGAGCACUGAAGAAGUGGGACGGCUGUUAGCUUACAAACCACAACUCAUGGGUUGUAGCAUUGAAGAACGGUGGAAACCUCUUGUGAAAUACCUGUAUUACCUUGGUGUGCGCCGCGAUGGUAUGAAGAGAAUACUUAUGGCAAAGCCAGUAAUCUUUUGUGUUGAUUUGGAGAGAACUAUUGCACCAAAGGUUCGGUUUUUGCAGGAUAUAGGUGUUAGACAAGAAGAUAUUGGAAGUGUUAUAGCAAGAUUCCCGCCAUUGUUAACAUAUAGCCUUUACAAGAAAAUUCGGCCAGUGGUCAUUUUCUUGUUGACAAAAGCUGGGGUAACCCAAGAAAAUAUUGCUAAGGUGAUUGCCUCUGAUCCUCAGCUUGUGGGCUGCAGUAUCAUAAAUAAACUGGAUGUCAAUGUCAAGUACUUACUGUCAUUGGGAAUUCGUCUGCAUACAAUUGGGGAGAUGAUAGCGGACUUUCCAAUGCUUCCAAGAUACAAUUUGGAUGUCAUUCGCCCCAAAUACCAGUAUCUAAGACGAAUUAUGGUUCGACCUUUACAAGAUCUCAUUGAGUUCCCAAGGUUCUUCAGUUAUUCGUUGGAUGGAAGAAUUAUACCAAGGCAUGAGAUUCUUGUGAAAAAUCAUGUUAAUUUCAAGCUGCGCUACAUGUUGGCUAGCUCUGAUGAAGAGUUCAACCAGAGAGUACAAGCUGUCGUCGAGAACCGCAGGAACUUUGAAUCUGGUGAGAGACAUUCUGAUCCUUCUGAUACUGAAUCAUAUUAGGCAGCCUCAGGUACCACCUAAAAGAAUCUUAGAAGUCAUAAUCAGGGCUCCCUAAAAACUUCCAUGGUUAAAUGUAGAAUGAUAGAAGUGUAGAAAGUUCAUAUCAAUGUAGUGAUAAAUUAUUUUGUGCGGAUAACGAAUUGUCCGGAGGCGAAUCAGUAUUUUCCAUGUCACCUGGUACGCAACAAAAAAGUGACGUGGCCCGUUUUGAUUUGCCUCUAGACACGUCCGUAUCCGCACAGAAUAAUUUUACCAAUAUAGUUCUAUUAUAUUGUUUAAAGAGCUCAAAAUUCAUUCUAUCAAAUAAUGUGUUAAUUGAGUAAGAUUUCUGCAAAUACUUGGAAUAGGACCCAAGCGUGCUACUUUUGUUGCUUGUGCAGUAUUUUUUUCUUUAGGAUCUAAAAGACUAUCAGAUGUUCCAACAGAUAA
Molecule: messenger RNA, 2368 nt
Organism: Dendrobium catenatum
Lineage: Eukaryota; Viridiplantae; Streptophyta; Magnoliopsida; Asparagales; Orchidaceae
Product: transcription termination factor MTERF2, chloroplastic
Exons: 6
Coding region: 35-1939 (634 amino acids)
Biological process (GO): regulation of DNA-templated transcription
Molecular function (GO): double-stranded DNA binding
Source: RefSeq, a predicted model, not a curated record